Molecule: messenger RNA, 3303 nt
Organism: Dromaius novaehollandiae (emu)
Lineage: Eukaryota; Metazoa; Chordata; Aves; Casuariiformes; Dromaiidae
Gene: IGFBP3
Product: insulin like growth factor binding protein 3
Exons: 4
Coding region: 891-1754 (287 amino acids)
Biological process (GO): regulation of insulin-like growth factor receptor signaling pathway
Cellular component (GO): extracellular region
Molecular function (GO): insulin-like growth factor I binding; insulin-like growth factor II binding; fibronectin binding
Source: RefSeq, a predicted model, not a curated record
CGGGGACCUGCGCAGCAUGAGAGAACAGAUGGGAGCAAAGAGUUACAGAGAGUAGAAGCAAAUAGCAGGCAACAAAGAGAAUAAAAAGAAGGGAACCUUGCUUUCUUAAUUUAUUUUUUCCUCCUCUAUUUUUCUUUCCCCCCCUCCGCUUUCUACUUCUUUCUUUUCUUGAGCAUUUUUGGACGAACUUUUCUUCAGACCGUCUUGGCUUGGCUAUUUUUUUUUCGAUUUUUUAUCUUUUAUUUUUACGAGGUAUUUUAUAACUUUUUUUUUUUUUUUUUUUUUUUUUUUGCUCAGUAUUGUGUGUGGCAAAAAAAAAAAAGUUAGUGUCCAGCCGAGUGAUCGAGGCGCUCUGCAGGGAGGAGGAGGAGGGGGGGGAAAGAAAAGGAGAAAAAAAAAGUUGCCUUUGUUGCCAGUCAGCUCUUUAUUAUGUUUAUGUUAUUAAAGGCAGGAGGCUGAGGAGAGAGGGUCGGGCUGUGCGUGCGUGUCCUGUGCCCGUGUGUGCCGGGAGCGUGGCUCUGCUCCCCCGGACGCUGCCUGCUGCGCUCUGCUAGGGGCGCGAGCAGCUUGUGGCUUUCCUCUUGCAGCCUGCGCGCAGCCCCCUCGGAGGGGCGUGUGCGCGUGUGUGUGUGCGUGCACGGACGCUCCUCUCUUCUGCUGCUGCUGCUGCUGCUGCUGCUGCUGCUGCGCUUGCGGAGCCCGCGCUGCCGGGCGCGAAGGGGGCGGCCGGCGCUCCCCCAGCCGGGGGCGUGCGGCGCAGCGUUAGUGUGAGCGGCGCUGCGCGGCUCGCUGCCGCCGCGCCGGCGGUGCGCGCCUCUCCGCGCCUCUCCGCCGCGGCGGCGGCUCUGCGGGCCGGCUCCGGCUCCGGCGGUCCCCCGGUGCCGGUUGCUAUGGUGCCGCGGCCCGGCGUGCUGUGGGCAGUGGCGGCGGCGGCGCUGGCGCUGCUGGUGCGGCGGGCGGCGGCGGCGGCGGCGCUGGCGGGGCCGGUGGUGCGUUGCGAGCCCUGCGACGCGCGGGCGCUGCAGCAGUGCAAGCCGCUGCAGCCCGACUGCGCCGAGCGGGUGCGGGAGCCCGGCUGCGGCUGCUGCCUCACCUGCGCCCUGCGCCUCGGCCAGCCCUGCGGCAUCUACAGCGAGCGCUGCGGCGCCGGGCUCAGCUGCCAGCCGCGGCCGGAGGAGGCGCGGCCGCUGCAGGCGCUGCUGGAGGGCCGCGGGCUCUGCACCAACGCCACGGCCGGCGGCAAGCUGCGGGCCUUCCUGCUGCCCGGACCGCACGCCGCAGGAAAUUCCAGUGAUUCAGAAGAAGACCGAAGUACCAGUAGCAUAGAAAAUCAGGCUAUCCCAAACUCUCACAAGGUGCCAGAUUCCAAAUCGCAUCCGCAGCACAUCAAAAUAGAUAUCAUCAGGAAAGAGCAAGCCAAAAAUACACAACGCUACAAAGUGGAAUAUGAUUCACAAAGUACAGAUACACUGAAUUUCUCUUCUGAAUCCAAACAAGAGACUGAAUAUGGUCCCUGUCGUAGAGAAAUGGAAGACACAUUAAACCACCUAAAGAUCCUGAACGUCUUGAGUCCUAGGGGUUUCCAUAUUCCAAAUUGUGACAAGAAGGGGUUCUACAAGAAAAAGCAAUGCCGCCCAUCCAAAGGCCGAAAAAGAGGUUAUUGCUGGUGCGUGGAUAAAUACGGACAGCCGCUUCCUGGAUACGAUGGGAAGGGAAAAGGAGACGUCCACUGCUAUAACUUGGAAAGCAAGUGAGGGGGUAGAGGCCAUCUCUUCUGGCGCCUGUGCGUGGGAAUUGGACGUAUCAGAGACCUUGGAGGGGCUGGGCCAACACCAUGGACUGCGUUGCACGUGGAGCUGUGCGUCCUGCCUCCCGCCUUGCCGGGGGAUCCACUGACUCUAUGGACUCUGCAGUUGCACCCCGCCACUGACACACUUCAGGCUCCCUAUAGCACGUGUAGGGAGCUCUGACUUCCCGAGUAAAUCUGCACUAUUGAUACCCAGAAAGAAAGAAAGAAAGAAAGAAAAAAAGGCACUUCAGAAUGGAUUCAGGGAGUCUCCACUGACUUUUUAAAGAACGGCCUGUGACCAAUUUAAUCCCGAAAGAUACUGUGUUUUAUUUUAAAGAAUUUAUAGAUUGUAAGCUUGUAAAAAUAUUAAAACAACAACAACAAAAAACACAAGGAUUUAAAGUUUAAGCUUUUUUACAGGUCUGACGGGAAACUUAUCUUCACGGGUAAAAUGUUUUAUAAAAAUCUCAAAGAACUUUUUAAAGAAACAUAUUUCUAAAAUAAAGACAUGGCUAUUUUUUCUGUAAAAUAUAUUAUGAAUAUUCUGUUAGUCUGUAUUUAAUAUAAUUGUUUUUUAAUAAACUUUAUUUAAAUGUAACAUGUGAAUACCAAAUAUUACACAAUAAUUUUAGUGUAAACUUAUGUAUGCAAAGAGAAAGUGAGGGGAUGGGAUGAUUUGCAAAUAUGUAUAGAUUCAUAUGCAUACACACUGACCUAUUCUAGAUGAUAGUAAUGGAUUUAUGGAGUAAAGGAAGUGUUUCCAGAAGAGGUUAAAUUUCCUCAUUUGAAAUGGCUACAAAUACCAAGAUAGUUUUCUUUUAAGGUUUUUUGUUUUUUUUCCACUUUAUUGGUAUUUUUAAUGCACCCAUCACUGAAUUAUGCCACUGGAAAGAAUGACAGUUGCACUGAAGCUCUCUGUAAAGCAUCCUUCUGUCUGUCCUGUGCUUCAGUUAGUGUAACAGGGCUUAAAUUUCCUCUGUUUCCUUCAGAACUGUCCAUGCUAGUAUAAAAUAUUCAUGGACAAAAAAUUGCCAUUACAGUAUGACUCUUUCUGCUUGCUUAUUUAUUUUUUAAAAGCCUGUAUCUGUUCUCUGUUGUCUUGAUAUACCCUACCAAAGCACAUAUUCUGUAUGAGGAACUCCUGUUUAAGUCAAUGCCAGCAAAGUGGGGGCUUACGGACCCGGUUUUAAGACCUGUGCGCUUCACUUUGUGCUACCGCACGAUCGUUGCUUCCUUUGACUUUGGUGGAAGGGAUUUGCCUGCGUUUAAGCAUAGAGUAAGAACCAUUGGGUUGAAAUAUUUAAACCAGUUCUCUGCCAUGGUGUUAUACGUCUUUUUAAUCACAAGAGAAGUGUUUUGGUUUUGUGCUGAUAUGUGAUGCUUUCACAUAAGGAAGUCUUUGGCACCAAUUUGAGGCUGACUGUUUAUUGAACUUCAUGACAAAUUCUGUAUGACAAUGAAAUUUGGAGAAGGAAAGGUGGCCAGUGAAAUGUAACAUCUCUCUUGGAAAGUAA